GUCAAUGUCCCGGAGCCUGUCUGCUUCACUGGCUUAAACGGCACAUAUACGGAGUAAUGCAAUGGUUGACCAACUAGCCCCACAUUUCCAUACGUCGGGUCCCCGCGCUGAGCUUCGGACGAAUGAUGAAAUGCGGGACCUCGGUUCCGCUUACCUCGAGGUCCGAGAGCUCUAAACAACAACGAACAGCAAGGCAUCAAAAGGACAACACCAACACAGCAGUUAACCACACACUCAAUAUGGGCCUAGAAUUCCCUUCGUACGUUCUCGCGGCGUUGACGGCGACGGGCGGAAUUAUUGGUUUCGCUCGGACAAAGAGCGUACCAAGCAUUGUUGCUGGGUGCGCGGUUGGCCUUCUCUAUGGGCUCGGCGGCUAUCGCCAACAGAACAACCAGCCCUACGGCGUCGAACUAAGUCUUCUGGCGUCUGUCGUCCUCGGCGGCUCUUCAAUCCCCCGCGCCAUCCGACUCCGCAAGCCGGUUCCCAUCUUGUUGUCCGUGCUUGCUUCCUUCGGCUUGCUUACUUUCGGCAAUGAGUUCCGCCGUACUCUGUAGACGGGCCAAGAGUCGGGGAUAGCUGGAUGACACGAACUGAGAGAGGACAGAAAAUGCCAUAAUGUACAACAUGUCUAAUGCUGCGAGUUUUGCCUUGCCUCUAGCCACCUUGUUAUACAGUAAUGCCGACUCUUGGGGCUGGUCGUGCAGUGACGACUCGUGAU
This is a messenger RNA of Lasiosphaeria miniovina, 718 nucleotides long. Its product is annotated as transmembrane proteins 14C-domain-containing protein. Lineage: Eukaryota; Fungi; Ascomycota; Sordariomycetes; Sordariales; Lasiosphaeriaceae. The transcript has 3 exons. Bases 123 to 554 code for a protein of 143 amino acids. Gene Ontology annotation, cellular component: membrane. The record is from RefSeq and is a predicted model, not a curated record.